AUGGCAGGUGCAUUGGAAAACGCACGUAAGGAAUUGAAAAGAGUAACCCUUGAAGACCAUGAGGAGAGUGAAUAUGGUGCUAUUUACUCUGUUUCUGGUCCUGUGGUGAUUGCAGAAAACAUGAUUGGAUGUGCCAUGUACGAAUUGGUUAAAGUUGGUCAUGACAACUUGGUGGGUGAAGUCAUUCGUAUUGAUGGUGAAAAGGCUACAAUCCAAGUGUAUGAAGAAACUACAGGUGUUACUGUUGGUGACCCUGUUUUAAGAACUGGUAAACCAUUAUCUGUCGAAUUGGGUCCAGGUUUGAUGGAGACAAUUUAUGAUGGUAUUCAAAGACCAUUGAAGGCCAUUAAGGAUAUCUCUCAAUCUAUCUAUAUUCCAAGAGGUAUUGAUGCUCCAGCUUUGAGUAGAACUAUCAAAUGGCAAUUUACUCCUGGCAAGUUCAAAGUAGGCGACCAUAUCUCAGGUGGUGAUAUUUUCGGUUCCAUUUUCGAAAACUCUCUUUUGGAUGACCACAAGAUCUUGUUGCCACCAAGAGCAAGAGGUACUGUUACAUGGAUUGCUUCCGCUGGUGAAUACACCGUUGAUGAAAAGAUUCUAGAAUUGGAAUUUGACGGUGUCAAAUACGAUUACUCCAUGUAUCACACAUGGCCAGUGCGUGUUCCAAGACCUGUCACCGAAAAGCUCUCUGCUGACUAUCCUUUACUCACCGGUCAAAGAGUCUUGGACUCUUUGUUCCCAUGUGUUCAAGGUGGUACCACCUGUAUUCCAGGUGCUUUUGGUUGUGGUAAGACUGUUAUUUCUCAAUCAUUGUCUAAGUACUCCAACUCUGAUGCAAUCAUUUACGUUGGUUGUUUCUCUAAGGGCACUGAAGUAAUGAUGGGUGACGGUAAGGAUGAAUUGAUAGAGAACAUUCAGGUAGGCGAUGAAGUAAUGGGUAGAGAUGGACUUCCAAGACAAGUUGUUGGCUUACCAAGAGGUCAUGAUGACAUGUACCAAGUUACCGAAAAAUCAGAGGACAAUGAAACCGCCAAGAUUAGUUUCCAAUGUAACAGCUCACACAAGCUAGUUCUUGUCACUCCACAAGAUAUAAGACUAACAGAGUCUAAGGAAAAGGUUACCGUUGCAUUCAACAGAUUGGCAGACAUUUCAGUGGGAAAUGGUACUGAAUCACGCACUGUUAGACUAGUUGAAAGAGCUGAAAAAUCUUUUGCUAAUGCUGAAAGUAAUCAAGCUAUCAUAAAUGCUGCUGAAUUUGUCACUACUAUUGACACGACAUCCAUUGAAUGGACUUUGGAGGCCAGGGAUAUGUUGUUGGUAGACUCUUCCAUCCGUGAAGUAACUCAACAGUUGAUAAACCCUGUGUUGUUGGAGAAGGAACACUUAGCAGGCGUCUUAAAAUCAAACGAUUUCCAAUCUUCUUUGGCUCCACAAUUUUCGUAUCUGUUGGGUGCUUUCGUUGGCUCCUCCGGUAAGGACAACUCAGAAUAUCUUCAACAACUGUCUGCUCAAUUCGAUAAAAAGAUUGUUGCCGAAAAGUCUAUCGAUGUGCAAUCUAAUGGGAAGACCGUUGGCACUGCUAGCAUUGUUAUUUCUCAAGAGCCAGUUCAAGAAAAUAAACGCAGAAAGGUCGCUCAAGUCAGUCUUGUCUCCAAGAUCGUUCAAGAAUCUUUCUCUAGCGGCAUCCCAUCGUUCAUGAUGUCCGAAAACAUCAAUGUUCGUGAAAGUUUCUUGGCAGGUAUUGUAGACUCUCAAAACCAAAAGCUAGAUGACACAGUCGCUCUAAAAACACUAUCAGUCAAGACACAUGACGGUAUUGCGAGAUUGGCGCGUUCUUUAGGUAUCCGCGUUUCCGGUAAGAAACAAAACCAAGAAUACACAUUGACUCUUUCAGGUGAUGCUUUGAAGAGUGUUUCAAAUUGGACCUCCACUUCGAACAUCGAAAAGGUUGAUGUAAUUCAUAAGGCUCAACCUAUCUCUUUCGAUUUAGAAAAAAUUGAGUCUGCUGAUUAUUUUGGUGUCACUUUAGCUGAAGAAUCAGACCACAAAUUCUUACUAUCAAACAUGACUUUGGUUCACAACUGUGGUGAAAGAGGUAACGAAAUGGCUGAAGUUUUGAUGGAAUUCCCUGAAUUAUUCACAGAAAUUAGUGGUAGAAAGGAACCUAUCAUGAAACGUACCACAUUAGUUGCAAACACUUCUAAUAUGCCUGUCGCUGCUAGAGAGGCCUCCAUUUACACUGGUAUUACAUUGGCUGAAUACUUCAGAGAUCAAGGUAAGAACGUUUCUAUGAUUGCCGAUUCGUCUUCUAGAUGGGCUGAAGCUUUGAGAGAAAUUUCAGGUCGUUUAGGUGAAAUGCCUGCUGAUCAAGGUUUCCCAGCAUACUUGGGUGCUAAGUUGGCCUCCUUUUACGAAAGAGCUGGUAAGGCUGUUGCUUUAGGUUCUCCAGACCGUAUUGGUUCCGUUUCUAUUGUUGCCGCUGUUUCCCCAGCCGGUGGUGAUUUCUCCGAUCCUGUUACUACAUCAACUCUUGGUAUCACUCAAGUGUUUUGGGGUUUGGACAAAAAGUUGGCUCAAAGAAAGCAUUUCCCAUCCAUCAAUACUUCUGUUUCUUAUUCCAAAUAUACAAAUGUCUUGAACAAAUACUACGAAAAGAACUAUCCAGAAUUCCCAGUGUUGAGAGAUCGUAUGAAGGAAAUCCUUUCGAACGCUGAAGAACUUGAACAAGUUGUCCAAUUGGUCGGUAAAUCUGCUUUAUCCGAUGGUGAUAAGAUUACCUUAGAUAUUGCUUCUUUGAUCAAAGAAGAUUUCUUACAACAAAAUGGUUACUCUACCUACGAUGCAUUCUGUCCAAUUUGGAAGACUUAUGAUAUGAUGAAAUCAUUCAUCUCUUACCACGAUGAAGCUCAAAAAUCUGUAUCAAACGGUGCUAACUGGGCAAAGCUAUCUGAAGCAACGCGUGAUGUCAAGCAUGCUGUCUCUUCAUCGAAAUUUUUUGAACCAAGUAGAGGUGAAGAGGAAGUUCAUGCAGAAUUCGAGAAAUUGUUGACCAAUAUUCAAGAUAGAUUUGCUGAAUCAACCGAUUGA
Kluyveromyces lactis is the source of this 3084-nucleotide messenger RNA. RefSeq names its product H(+)-transporting V1 sector ATPase subunit A (gene VMA1). Gene Ontology annotation, molecular function: proton-transporting ATPase activity, rotational mechanism; endonuclease activity; DNA binding. The coding region runs from base 1 to 3084 and encodes 1027 amino acids. The transcript has a single exon. Gene Ontology annotation, cellular component: fungal-type vacuole membrane. Gene Ontology annotation, biological process: ATP metabolic process; proton transmembrane transport; protein splicing. Lineage: Eukaryota; Fungi; Ascomycota; Saccharomycetes; Saccharomycetales; Saccharomycetaceae. The record is from RefSeq and is a predicted model, not a curated record.